Molecule: messenger RNA, 4847 nt
Organism: Oncorhynchus kisutch (coho salmon)
Lineage: Eukaryota; Metazoa; Chordata; Actinopteri; Salmoniformes; Salmonidae
Product: metabotropic glutamate receptor 4-like
Exons: 11
Coding region: 1173-3938 (921 amino acids)
Biological process (GO): G protein-coupled receptor signaling pathway
Cellular component (GO): membrane
Molecular function (GO): G protein-coupled receptor activity
Source: RefSeq, a predicted model, not a curated record
GCCUAAAUCAAAAAGAAUACCAGCACGAUUUAAUAAGUGCAUGGCGCACUCUUUCUUGGCAUGUGGUGUAACUGCCUUCUGGUAAUUGUGAAAUAUUUGCGCUUUCUAUCCGGUUCUCAGCAGAGGCAUUGAUACCAAUCCCUUUACCAAAAUGAAAUGUGCAUUUUGCUGCGUUGCAUUAUGAUCAAAUGAAUUCAGUGGGCGCUGAGUGCACUCCAUCGAUUGGACAUUGCUGUCUCCAUUCCGCGGGCAUGCGAGGUUUGCUUUUCAGUCAUCUUCAUUAUCAGGAAAUGUCAAUAUAUGUUGUUUAAACACAUUAAGUGACUGUAGUAUAAAGGCUACUUUACGUCACCGGUCAAUUCGACAUAUCUGUAAUCAGCAGCAGGCAACGAAAGUUAGGCGAGUCAAGACUUUCAGCAUCACUUUCCACUGGACAGCGCUCCAGCGGCUUUGGGAUCGAGACAGCCUACUCAAACGCAUGGAUUUCUUUGGGAUAUUUCAAACGAUGGAUGGAGCUCUUUGGAAGUAAGGUCGAGGACAUUCUUCAAGUAAUCUACACAAUAUUACAAACAGGAACGACAUUUUUCUUGAUUCUUACAUUGACACAUUUGUGCAUUGGAUAUGGGUCAGUUCACACCGAGAAGAUUCUGCCAGAGCAGACCCGGUAAAGGGGAAUUCACUCAGCAACCCGGAGAAUUGAGCCGAGUGGCCUGAAGGCUCUGACACGAAUCAACCAACCCCCCCACCCCCAAGGGAAGGGGAGAGAUUAAAAACUCCUGAUCGACGUGGAGGGAGAGAGUAAGAGAAGGAGGGAGAGAGAGAGAGGGGGAAAAAAGAGCUUAUCAUACACCUUUGCUCUUCUUAAUGCCCCCUGUGAGGGAUCGCCAUAGGCAGGGUGGUGAGUAACAGCGGGCAGAGGAGUAGCUGCCCACCACACUAGUCAGACCAAGGAGUGAGGAGAAUAGAAGGAAAGAAAAAGAUAAGAAAAGAAGAGGAUAUAUCCUUUGAAGAACCAAACUUAGAGCAAAGCAACAAGACACAUCACCUGUUCCGUGCCCACCUCUUCGAAAAGUCUAAUUAAGAUUAACCCCCAUGACAUAAAGUAGUGUUCUCUGUGUUCCUGAUUCCGCCGGGUUCUAAAGUGUGUCAGUAUUCGUGUCUGGGCUGUGGUCAUGGUGUCUCAGCUCCAGGGGUGUGCUUUGCAUCGGACAGACAGGAUCUGUCACAGAGGCAGCCUGAUCAGGCUCUUACUUCUACUCUACUGCUCUCUCAUGACCGCCCAGGCUGCCAAACCCAAAGGUCCGGGUGGCACACACCUCAACUCCAUCCGCAUCGACGGAGACAUCUCCCUGGGAGGCCUGUUCCCUGUGCACGCCAGGGGCAACGAAGGCAAGGCCUGUGGGGAGCUGAAGAAGGAGAAGGGGAUCCAUCGUCUGGAGGCCAUGCUGUUCGCCCUGGACCGUAUCAACAACGACCAUUCCCUGCUACCCAACAUCACGCUGGGAGCACGCAUUCUAGACACGUGUUCCCGGGACACCCACGCCCUGGAGCAGUCACUUACCUUCGUCCAGGCCCUCAUCGAGAAGGACGGGACGGACGUCAAGUGUCUUGGCGGGGGAGCACCCAUCAUCACCAAGCCUGAGAGGGUAGUGGGAGUCAUUGGAGCCUCGUCCAGCUCUGUGUCCAUCAUGGUGGCCAACAUACUGCGGCUCUUCAAGAUCCCCCAGGUGAGUUACGCCUCCACGGCCCCGGAGCUGAGCGACAACACACGUUAUGACUUCUUCUCGCGCGUGGUGCCCCCAGACACCUACCAGGCCCAGGCCAUGGUGGACAUCGUCAAGGCCAUGCGCUGGAACUACGUCUCCACCGUGGCGUCAGAGGGCAACUACGGAGAGAGCGGGGUGGAUGCCUUCAUACAGAAGUCUCGAGAGGAUGGAGGUGUGUGCAUCUCUCAGUCGGUCAAGAUUCCCCGGGAGCCGAAACAGGGAGAGUUUGAUAAGGUCAUUCGCAGACUAAGAGAAAACCCAAAUGCAAGGGUGGUCAUUAUUUUCGCCAAUGAGGAUGAUAUCAGGCGGCUACUCCAAGCAGCCAAGAAGGCCAACCAGACUGGCCAUUUCAUCUGGGUGGGCUCAGACAGCUGGGGCUCAAAGAUCUCUCCAGUGUUACACCAGGAGGAGAUGGCAGAGGGAGCAGUCACCAUCCUGCCCAAACGCCAGUCCAUCAGAGGGUUUGAUCGUUACUUCAUCAGCCGCACACUGGAGAACAACAGGAGGAAUAUCUGGUUUGCUGAGUUCUGGGAGAACAACUUCGCCUGCAAGUUGAGCCGACAUGCUUUGAAGAAAGGGUCCGGGCUGAAGAAAUGUACAAAUCAGGAGCGGAUAGGGAAGGACUCCAACUAUGAGCAAGAGGGGAAGGUGCAGUUUGUUAUCGAUGCAGUCUAUUCCAUGGCCCACGCGCUGCACAACAUGCACAGGGAACUCUGUCCGGGGAAGGUGGGCCUUUGCUCCAGGAUGGAUCCCAUCAAUGGCACUCUACUGCUCAAACACAUCCGCAUGCUCAACUUCGCAGGAAUAGCUGGCAACCCAGUGCUCUUCAAUGAGAAUGGAGAUGCCCCUGGUCGCUAUGAGAUUUAUCAGUACCAGAUCAGAAACAGAACAGCUGAGUACAAAAUCAUCGGCCACUGGACCGAACAGCUCUAUCUGAACAUCCGAGCAAUGCACUGGCCAGGUGGAGGUCGUCAGAUCCCUUACUCCAUCUGCAGCCACCCCUGCCAGGCCGGAGAGCGCAAGAAGAUAGUGAAGGGCAUCCCUUGCUGCUGGCACUGCGAGCGCUGCAACGGCUACCAGUACCAGUCAGACACCUACAGCUGCAAGAUGUGUCGCUUUGACCUGCGUCCCAACGAGAACCACACUGCCUGCCGUCCCAUCCCCAUUGUCAAGCUGGAGUGGAGCUCCCCAUGGGCCAUCAUCCCUGUCCUCAUCUCCGUAGCGGGCAUCAUGGCCACUCUGUUCGUGGUGGUCACCUUUAUCCGCUACAACGACACACCCAUCGUCAAGGCGUCAGGCCGCGAGCUCAGCUACGUUCUGCUGACUGGUAUCUUCAUGUGCUAUGCCACCACCUUCCUCAUGAUUUCUGCCCCUGAUGUUGGCAUCUGCUCCCUCAGACGGAUCUUCCUGGGUCUAGGGAUGAGUAUCAGCUACGCAGCCCUGCUCACCAAGACUAACCGCAUCUACCGCAUCUUCGAGCAGGGAUCCAUGUCGGUGAGCGCCCCCAGGUUCAUCUCCCCAGCCUCCCAGCUGGUCAUCACCUUCAGCCUGACGUUGGUGCAGCUACUGGGUGUGUGUAUCUGGUUUGGGGUAGACCCGUCUCAGGCCAUCAUCGACUACGAGGACCAGCGCACGGCCAAUCCGGACAUGGCCCGUGGCGUGCUCAAAUGUGACAUCUCUGACCUUUCACUGAUCUGCCUGCUGGGUUACAGCAUGCUGCUCAUGGUCACCUGCACGGUGUACGCCAUCAAGACCCGGGGGGUGCCGGAGACCUUCAACGAGGCCAAGCCCAUCGGCUUCACCAUGUACACCACCUGUAUAGUCUGGCUGGCCUUCAUUCCCAUCUUCUUUGGCACCUCCCAGUCCACAGAGAAGAUGUACAUCCAGACCACCACUCUGACCAUCUCCGUGAGUCUGAGUGCCUCUGUCUCUCUGGGGAUGCUCUACUUGCCCAAGGUCUACGUGAUCCUCAGGCACCCGGAGCAGAACGUGCCCAAACGCACACGCAGCCUUAAGGCCAUGGUCACUGCCACCACCAUGUCCAACAAGUUCAACCCCAAGGCCAGCCUACGUCCCAAUGGAGAGGCCAAGACUGAGCUGUCUGAGAGCCUGGAAACACAAGCUUUCGCCACAAAGCAGACAUACAUCAGCUACAGCAACCAUGUCAUCUAGGAGAGGAAGGCCGUCGUCGUUGUUCUGGAUGGUCACCUCAUGGCGGGUGAAAAUGUUCUUAUGCACUGGAAUGAAAUGGGAAAGAGAGGAAGAAAAUGGACAUGGGACAUGUUGUGAGGAUCACUAAAGGAUUUCCCAGGGAAUAGUCAUAAUAAAGGAAAGAGAGAACACAGAGAUGCAGCGAGGGCCUCCAAGGGCCCAACAGAACAGAUACAGUAUAAUGGUGAUGCUCCAUCUUGACGGCCAUGACAGACAAGGCCAACACUUCCCCCCUGGCAGAGACCGGAGAGGAUAUGAUGCGGGAUGAGGCUUCUCCUCCCUUCUCGUUGUUUGCAUUGCAGCUUUAUUCUCUCUCUCUCUCUCUCUCUCUCUCUCUCUCUCUCUCUCUCUCUCUCUCUCUCUCUCUCUCUCUCUUUUUUUUCUUAUCUUAUCUUGAGCCGACCGGACUGACAUGCAAUCCAAUUGAAAGAAUCUGUUCAGGUGUAUGCCAUGCAAGGUUGUAGUCUGCCAGUGUUCUCAACAAUAAGGGACAUUGCUCUCAAUGCUUCAGGAAGUUGCAGAGCCACCAGGAUGAGAGUAAUCAGUCUUUCAUUUCAAGGAGGAUUUUAAGUUACAUAAUUGUUUUUUUGUUGUUUUGUUAAAGGUAUUCCAGUUUAAAAAGAAAAUACUGGAUGAAAGAAACCAUUCCAACAAUGCAGGAUAAUUGUACGCCAUCAUAUUUUUGUUGUUUUUGCCUUCAUUGAGUUGACCCAAAAAAUUAUAAUGAUGUUGACAAAAAAAUAAUAUGGUCAUUACUGAUUUUGAGCAUGCCAGUUUGAACAUCCUGUGUUGUGUUGUAAAAAAAAUAUUUGGAAUGCGUUCAAACUCUGUUGCAGUGUCGUUUCUAUUAUAUGUCAAUUCCAAACUGGU